This is a messenger RNA of Cyprinodon variegatus (sheepshead minnow), 6933 nucleotides long. It is a transcript of the gene ago2, whose product is annotated as protein argonaute-2. Gene Ontology annotation, cellular component: RISC complex. The record is from RefSeq and is a predicted model, not a curated record. The coding region runs from base 198 to 2807 and encodes 869 amino acids. Lineage: Eukaryota; Metazoa; Chordata; Actinopteri; Cyprinodontiformes; Cyprinodontidae. Gene Ontology annotation, biological process: regulation of DNA-templated transcription; regulatory ncRNA-mediated gene silencing. Gene Ontology annotation, molecular function: endoribonuclease activity, cleaving siRNA-paired mRNA; protein binding; RNA binding. The transcript has 20 exons.
GGGGGGAUGGGGUCGUGUCGAGGAUGAGAUUCAAAAUAUUUAUCUCUUGGCUAACCGAAUAUCUAUACUUCUGAGCCACACAUCCUUCCCAGUUGUUGGACCAUCAAUCGAUUUGGCUUCGUAUGAAGCUCGGCGGUGUUCGCCCUCUGUAAAGUGGAGUAUCUGAACGUCCACGAUACGCUUAAAAAGUCGACAAAAUGUAUCCUGCUGGAGCUACAGAGGUUCUGGAGGGACCACGUUCCUCUGGCUCAAUGAGCUCUGAUCCUCCAUCUUCCCCGUUGCCAGAAUAUGUGUUCAAGCCACCAUCAAGGCCGGAUUUCGGCACCAUGGGAAGGGUGAUCAAACUCCAGGCCAACUUUUUUGAGAUGGAAAUUCCCCAAUUGGAGGUCUAUCACUAUGACAUCGACAUCAAGCCAGAGAAAUGUCCCAGGAGGGUUAACCGUGAAAUUGUAGAGCACAUGGUUCAGCACUUUAACACCCAAAUCUUUGGUGAUCGGAAGCCGGUGUAUGAUGGAAGAAAGAACCUCUACACGGCCAUGCCUUUGCCCAUUGGUCGAGACAAAGUGGAGCUUGAAGUGACGAUACCAGGCGAAGGCAAAGACCGCAGCUUCAAGGUGUCCAUCAAAUGGGUUUCCUGCGUUAGUCUACAAGCGCUACAUGAGGCGCUAGCUGGACGGCUACCGAGUGUUCCUUUUGAAACUAUUCAAGCUUUGGAUGUAGUCAUGAGGCAUUUACCUUCUAUGAGGUACACCCCAGUGGGACGCUCUUUCUUUACUCCCUCAGUGGGAUGCUCAAACCCCCUAGGAGGUGGGAGAGAGGUGUGGUUUGGUUUCCAUCAGUCUGUCAGACCAUCCCUCUGGAAAAUGAUGCUCAACAUUGAUGUUUCAGCCACAGCUUUCUACAAAGCACAGCCUGUGAUUGAAUUCAUGUGCGAAGUUCUGGAUUUUAAAAGCAUCGAGGAGCAACAGAAGCCUUUAACAGAUUCUCAGCGAGUGAAAUUUACAAAAGAAAUCAAAGGCCUCAAAGUCGAGAUAACGCACUGCGGGCAGAUGAAGAGAAAGUACAGAGUUUGCAACGUGACCAGAAGACCAGCCAGCCACCAGACGUUCCCUUUGCAGCAGGAGAAUGGCCAAACUAUUGAAUGCACAGUAGCCCAGUACUUCAAAGACAAGUACAAACUCAUCCUGCGAUACCCUCAUCUCCCAUGUUUACAGGUGGGACAAGAGCAGAAGCAUACCUACCUCCCUCUAGAGGUGUGCAACAUAGUGGCAGGACAGCGCUGCAUCAAGAAGUUGACUGACAAUCAGACCUCCACAAUGAUCCGGGCCACAGCCAGAUCUGCACCAGACCGGCAGGAUGAAAUAAGCAAACUGAUGAGAAGUGCCAACUUCAACGCUGACCCUUACGUCCGUGAGUUUGGAGUAAUGGUGAGGGAUGAAAUGACAGAAGUGAACGGCCGCGUCUUGCAAGCACCUUCGAUACUUUAUGGCGGCAGGAACAAAGCAAUAGCAACGCCAAUUCAGGGAGUCUGGGACAUGAGGAACAAACAGUUCCACACUGGCAUUGAGAUCAAAGUGUGGGCCAUUGCUUGCUUCGCACCACAGCGACAGUGCUCCGAACUCUUGCUCAAAGCUUUCACAGAUCAGCUGAGGAAGAUUUCUCGAGAUGCAGGGAUGCCCAUCCAGGGUCAGCCUUGUUUCUGCAAGUACGCCCAGGGGGCAGACAGCGUGGAGCCGAUGUUCAGGCACCUCAAGUACACCUACCAGGGUCUGCAGCUGGUGGUGGUCAUCCUCCCUGGAAAGACACCAGUUUAUGCUGAGGUGAAGCGCGUUGGCGACACUGUGCUUGGAAUGGCAACGCAAUGUGUCCAGGUGAAGAAUGUCCAGAAGACAACACCUCAAACUCUCUCUAACCUCUGUCUGAAGAUCAAUGUCAAGCUGGGCGGCGUCAACAACAUCCUGCUCCCACAGGGCAGGCCGCUGGUGUUCCAACAGCCAGUGAUCUUCCUUGGUUCAGAUGUGACCCAUCCACCUGCAGGAGAUGGGAAGAAACCUUCCAUUGCUGCUGUGGUGGGUAGCAUGGAUGCCCACCCUAGCCGAUACUGUGCCACAGUGCGGGUGCAGCAGCACCGCCAGGACAUCAUCCAGGACCUGGCCAACAUGGUGCGGGAGCUGCUCAUCCAGUUCUACAAGUCCACUCGCUUCAAGCCCACCAGAAUCAUCUACUACCGAGAUGGCAUUUCUGAGGGCCAGUUUAGCCAGGUCCUUCAGCAUGAACUGCUGGCAAUCCGUGAAGCUUGCAUCAAACUAGAAAAGGAUUACCAGCCUGGUAUUACCUUUGUGGUUGUACAGAAGAGACACCACACAAGGCUUUUCUGUGUGGACCGGAACGAAAGGGUUGGAAAGAGUGGCAACAUUCCUGCAGGGACCACAGUGGACACCAAAAUCACCCACCCAUCAGAGUUUGACUUCUACCUUUGUAGUCAUGCAGGCAUUCAGGGAACCAGCAGACCAUCUCACUACCAUGUGCUCUGGGAUGACAACCACUUCUCAUCAGACGAGCUGCAGGUCCUCACCUACCAGCUUUGCCAUACCUAUGUGCGCUGCACCCGGUCCGUUUCCAUCCCAGCGCCGGCCUACUACGCUCAUCUAGUGGCUUUCCGGGCGCGCUAUCACUUGGUGGAUAAAGAGCACGACAGUGCUGAGGGCAGUCAUACGUCAGGCCAGAGCAACGGGCGGGACCACCAGGCGCUGGCCAAGGCUGUUCAGAUCCACCAGGACACCCUGCGCACCAUGUACUUUGCCUGAAAGCACAACAACUGGAUUGGUGUGGGUAGAACCCCUCUAAUGAAACCAGUGAUCACCUUCUAGCUGUCUGUGAGCAGCAAAUCCCACACCAGGGCUUCACAUUUUCUCUAGGUGAUGAACCAGUCACUUGCCCAUAGGUUAAACUUCUCCCCUUAAAUCCACUUAAAUUAAGCCAUCUACAGUUUAGAAAAAGGGCCAUUUUAUUUUUAUGCAUUUGGUUUUUAUUUUUCCCCAAAGUCUAAAAAUAGAAGUUACACACUGAAAUAUAUGAGGUAGUAGUUUUUUUAAAGUAAGUGGGCUGUUAUAUUCUACACCAGGUUUUUUUUUUUCUCCUGCAACAUACGUGUUUUGAUCCUGGUGCUUAAAAAAGAGAAUCAAAAAGUUUUGGAGAGCUCACUUAUUGUUUAUAUGCCAACACGUUUAAAACCAAACAUUAUUAGCCAAUCAAAGCAAAGUGCACUGACCAGGAUGGGUACUUCAAGAAGGACAAAAGUACUUAAUAUAUUUUGAAUUACUUAAAGGUUUUUUUUUUUUUUUUCCUUCAGCAUAGGUCAUUAUUUUAUUUGGAAAACAGAAGUGCCAUUUGGGGCUUUGUUUCUAUGAUGAAUUAGUUAGCCCAUGGUUGGACUUUCUACUGCAAACUGUUUUAUGCCAAAUCCAGUGAAGGUGAAAAUAGUUUUCUCUAACUGAACCAUCAAUAGUUCUGAAAGUUUUGUAAAAAUUUAGGAACAAGGUAACCGCAUUUAUCGUUAAGUCCUGACCGAUUUAAAGUUCAGUUAAUGAUUUAGUAACGCAAAACUGGGUGCACUGGGACUGGAUCCCAGCAACCCCCCUUUUUUUUAUGUUUUAUUCUGAGCCAUAAUGAUGAAACAUUGAAACUCAAAGGCAAUCGUGAGAAUUUCUCCUUUUUUUGUUUGUAGUAAAUCUUCAUUGUAUAUGCAUGUAGCUAAGAUCCUUUUUCUUUCUUUUCUUUUUAAGACAUGUAGGCAUUUAAAGUAGUUUUCUCCUUUUACACACCUUAACCCCGCUUCUAUUUUUUUAUUGUAUAUAGCAGCAGGAAAGUAUUUUCUGCUGCGUCGAGGUCAGAUCGGAGCAGCCGUGUAGCAUCUCCGUUUAGGGGCAUUCGGUACAGCAAUUUUUUUAACAUUUGAACUGAUUUUAAAAUGUUACACAAGAACCUCUUUAGAGCAGAGGAUGCUUCGAGAACUGUAAGCGGUAUUAGCACAAAGCAUGGGAGGUGGGGGUUUAUGCAACCAGCUUUUGUGAGGUCUUUUUACUAAAUGGAAAUAUUCCUAACCAGAUAUAUUUUACAUAAAGCUUUUAGUGGAAACGGCUGAAAAGUUUUAGAAUUUUUUUUUUUUUACAGGCCAACGUUUUGUCUAAAUUAACUCUUUGUCUACACGUUUUAAAUGCAAUUAUCUUGCCUUCUAAGACUGUCAGUUUUUACCAAUGGAAUUAAUGCAUAAUGACACCCUAAGCUUGUGAAUGUUUGUCUUGAUUGAAGGCAAGUAGUGGAUAUUUCCUAACUAUGCAUACAUUAUUUUUAACACAUUUAGCAGUCAGAGGGGAUCCCACAUGAAUUUGGAUCAUGUAUAGAAGGAGACAAUCAGGGUAUUUUCAGUUUCCUUUUUCUUUUUGCAUUUUAUUGUUGUUUCUUAGUCCUUAUCAGCAUCGUCACGUUUGUAGUAAUGGUCAUUUGUGACGUAGAUUUUAUAGCUUAAAAAUGAGUGUAUCCUUUAUAACACCAAAUCUUUCACGGCCAAACAAGAUUACAAACUUGUACAUAAUUAUUGUUCAGCAGAUUUAAAAGCACAAAAAAAUCUUUUUGACUCUAGGUGCUAGAUGAUUUCACUAUAAAAUCUCACCUCAAGUUCUCACUGUUCCUCCUUUAUCUCCACGAUCCUUUGUUACCCUUUUUUUUUUUUUUAAACACCCAUUACACGUAAAACUAAAGAUCAGACAUUUGUUGGGCAUUCUGGUUAAAAAAAAAAGCAAAUCCCUUACUUGAUAUUUAAUGUUCUGAUGUCAAUAUUGUUCUUAUUGGUGCUGGUCUCAAAAUGUAAAUUUGGAUGCACUUUUGAUAGCAGAAUAAUGGGUAUAUCUUCUAAUGUGUGUUUUCCUUUUUAUUUUUUCCCUUUUAUCUGAAGCAAAGGCUCGGCCAUGUUGAGCGACACUGGUGUAAUUGCAUGGAAAUGGCCGCGUGUUCUACCUCUUGUUACCUGUUGAUAUGUUAUGGUAACAUCACACCGCUGGCCAUUUCUGUAUAAUUACCCUUUCUAUGUAUCUUAAUAGGCAACCGCUUGUGUCUCCUGUUGAUUUUUAGAGGCUCAGUGAGCAUGAUGGUGAUUUCGUUUUUAUUAUAUUUCUUAAUGUUGCAUAAUUUCCAUUAAGCGAAGAGACAGAAUGUGUUUUAAUUUCUAUGACCAAAUCCUUGGAGUGUGUUUUGUACCUACACACAGCUCUCUGCUUGUUUUUUCUAUGCACCACUAAAAUGACACUUUGAUUUUAAACUUUGGCUCUUCGCUCGAGCUGUGUUACAACAAAUGCAAAUUCUCCUUCAUCAUGACCAAGUCGGUGUAAUCUCGAUGGUGCUAUCAUUCAGGCUGCUGGCGGAAGUUUUUAAGAUGAGGAGAGAUGCAGCAGCAGCCGGAGAGCUGGGGCUGAUUUAGUAAAGCUUUGACCUGCCAAUAUGGAAUUAAAUCCACUUGUGAUCUCUAUAGCUAUUAUAUAAACUAUAUUUUUAGCAGCAUGUAUGAACGAGAAUAGUUAUCCUUUUUUUUUUUUUUAAACCUUAUAUAUAUAUCAGCUUCUUCCCAUUGUGUUUUUGUGACGUCUCACUGAUUCUGUAAAUGGAUAACUUUGAGGUUCCUUCCCUUAUUAAUGGCUUCUGCUCUGAAAAUUGUUGCUAGGAUAUGUUGGUGCUUUUUACUGGUUUUGACAAUAUUGGAGUUUAGUUUCCAGCCAGUCACUGUUGAGGUGUGGUCCAUCAGACAAUCACUCCGUUUCUUGAUUUGUUUUUCUAGUAAGUGUCUUCUAGUAAGUGGCUGGUUAAAUAUAAAAUCAGUUCUGAAAAAGAGGGUCAGAUUGUAUCAGAUGGAGAUGGGUGUGUUGGAUCCUUGUGGUUGAUAUUGAGUAUCGCUUGGCAUAACGGCGAUAGUGACGUCGGAUGCAGGAGUUUGCCAGGUUCAAGCUACAGCUUUAAACGUGUUUUUGGGUAAGACGCUUCACCCACAUAACCUACUAAUUGGUGGGGGGUGGCAGCUGUGUAUGGCAGCCUCACUUCUGUCAGUGAGCCCAAUGGCAGCUGCCAUUAUCAGUAUAUGUUAGUGUGUGAUUGAUUAAAUGACAGAAUGUAGGGUAAAGCGCUCUGGUCAAGUCUCCUGACUGGGGGGAAAUAAAACCCUAUAUAUAUAUACUACAGGGCAUUUACAAUUGUCGUUUGAAUUUGUGUGGGUGCAGACCUUUUUAAUGCGUUCACACCAUGUUUUAAAUAUCCACUUUCCCUUCAUAGACAGGAGGCACCAAUAAUUGUAACAGGCUCCAUGCUUUAACUUGGAAGAAACCGCAACUUAUACAUCUGAGUGCUUUCUAAGGAGAUGGCUGUUGAGUUUCUCGUUUGUUUUUGUUUUUUCUCGUGUGUGUGUUUUGCAUUUCCUAACUAUACCAGCACCUUAUUAAACCAGAUCAGAAUGGCAUUCUUUUUUUUCUUGAUGCAAAACUCCAAAUGUUGCAUUGCACUAAAACUAAAUAAUCAUGUAGCUAUGGAUGCAUUGACAACAUGAACCUGCAGGAACUUAUUGAAUUACUUUUAUCCUAACCUGUACUUGUUUUUCCGGCAGAGCAAACAAAAGAUUCCAUCUAGCCAACUUAAUUUAUUAUUUUUUUAUAACCAAAAGCCUUUAACAACAAUAAGAUGGUUCUUUGUGGUUAAGACAGAGGGUCGCUUUUUGACCAAAGUUGUGGCGAAAAAUGUUUCCUAUAGGGCUGCAACUAACUAUUAUUUAAUCAAUUAAUCUGUCGGAUAUUUUUUCAAUUAAUCGAUAAAUAAACAGAUAGCCAAAGGUUCCUUAAAGAAGAUUUUUUAUGAAAUUAAACCAGGUGAAACUAAAACUUUUCCACUUGAGGA